This is a messenger RNA of Pyricularia pennisetigena, 1548 nucleotides long. RefSeq lists its product as uncharacterized. Gene Ontology annotation, biological process: tRNA modification. Lineage: Eukaryota; Fungi; Ascomycota; Sordariomycetes; Magnaporthales; Pyriculariaceae. The transcript has 2 exons. Gene Ontology annotation, molecular function: tRNA dimethylallyltransferase activity. Gene Ontology annotation, cellular component: mitochondrion. The record is from RefSeq and is a predicted model, not a curated record. Bases 1 to 1548 code for a protein of 515 amino acids.
AUGUGGGCAGGAUUAUUCCCCCGUAUUAGGCCUUUUUGCGGUCUGAGGCCUAAUUCUUUGUCGAUUAUCACUAUCAGGCGCAAUGCCUCAAAAAUGUCUUCUCAACAAACCCCUUCAUCUCCUGAGCCCUUGGUUGUGGUCAUGGGCUCAACAGGAACGGGCAAAUCCGACCUGGCAGUAGAAAUCGCCCGCCGCUUCAAUGGCGAGGUCAUCAACGCCGACGCCAUGCAGAUGUACGAGGGCCUGCCCAUCAUCACCAACAAGAUCACCCCGGAGGAGCAGCGCGGCGUGCCCCACCACCUCCUCGGUAUGAUAAGCCUCGAGGAACCGACGUGGAACGUGCACCACUUCCGCAGGGAGGCCGGUAGCAUCAUCCGCGAAAUCCGCAGCAGGGGCCGCCUUCCCGUCCUCGUCGGCGGCACGCACUACUACCUGGAUGGCCUGCUGUUCGACCACAACCUCGUCGCCGUCCCGCCGUCCGAGGGCCGGGAGAAGGACCGCCCUGCAGCAGACGGCGCCGCCAUCUCAGCUUCUCGCGACCCUGCCCUCGAGGAGGCGUCGACCGAGGAGCUGAUGGCGCGGCUGCGCGAGGUCGACCCUCUCGAGGCAGACAGGCGACACCCCAAGGACAGGCGCAAGAUCAUGCGGUCCCUGGAGAUCUGCCUGACCACCGGCCGACGGGCAUCCGACAUCUACGCCGAGCAGAGGGAGAAUAAGGCAAAGAUGCAGCAGCGACGGCCCUCCGACGGCGACCAAUCGACGCAGCAGAGCCACGCGCCCAUCUUCUUCUGGGUGCACUCAGAACGCGGCGUCCUCAACGAACGCCUCGAGCGCCGUGUGGACAAAAUGCUAGACAACGGCCUUAUCGAGGAGACGCGCCAGAUGCACGCCUACCUGCAGCGGUCGACGCUGAACGGCAUCACCAUAGAUCGGACGACGGGCAUCUGGCAGUCGAUCGGCUUCAGCGAGAUCGAACCGUACCUAGACGCCCUGCAUAGACAAGCCAAGGGUACAAGUGUCGACGCGCAGGAGCUGGAAGCCCUGAAGCUCGCGGGGGUGGAUUUGAUCAAGCAGGCAACCAGGCGGUAUGCCAAGGGUCAAGUUCGUUGGAUAACCUACAAGACCUUACCCCUGAUCCAAGACGCAAAUAUGCUUCCCAAGCUGUUCCUGAUGGACAGCACCGACGUCACGCGUUGGUCACCUGAAGUCGUCGACAAGGCCCUUGACAUCAUGGAUAAGUAUCUUGGCGGACGCUCGCUGCCUGAGCCGGCAGAGGUAUCCGAGGCGGCCCGGAAGGUUCUCGACAGUGUCAUCGCGUCAAGCAACCAGAAGGAGACACCAUGCAACAGGAUCUGUGAAGUUUGUCGCAUCACGGUACUUACGGAGGAAAAGUGGCUUGUCCACAUCAGAGGCCACCGCCAUAAGCGGGCAGUCAAGUCUGCCAAUAAAAGAGCGUUUGUUGCUUCCUAUUUGGAGGGCAAAGGAGGCGAUGCGGCUGAGAAAAUAGAGGGCGCCAAUGCAGGUCCACCAAGUCGCUCUCCGUGCUGA